Molecule: messenger RNA, 2545 nt
Organism: Engraulis encrasicolus (European anchovy)
Lineage: Eukaryota; Metazoa; Chordata; Actinopteri; Clupeiformes; Engraulidae
Gene: pla2g4f.1
Product: phospholipase A2, group IVF, tandem duplicate 1
Exons: 20
Coding region: 65-2407 (780 amino acids)
Biological process (GO): glycerophospholipid catabolic process
Cellular component (GO): cytosol
Molecular function (GO): calcium ion binding; calcium-dependent phospholipid binding
Source: RefSeq, a predicted model, not a curated record
GGGGCCGGAUUCUUGCCUAUCUUGCCUAUAUGUGCGCUAAAAAUGAUCAGACGCUUCCCACAUCAUGCUCAUAUCGUCUCACCCUGAAGACAUCAUGUCCAAGUGUAUCACUCAUGUUGAGGUUGUGCCUUAUUGGAAGCUCGCGGUGACUGUCCUGCGAGCUGAACUGAAUCACUCCUACGACUAUCUGUCUGCAUCCGACUGCUAUGUGAUCCUGAAGCUUCCCACGUCUUCUGCGCGCUCACACCGCACUAAGACCGUGUCCAACAGCAGCAGACCUGAAUGGAGCGAGACCUUCCACUUCCGCAUCCAGAGCCACAUCAAGAAUGUUCUGGAGCUGCAAGUGUAUGAUGAAGAUCCUUUCAAUCCAGAUGACCUCUGCUCCGUCAUCCUGUUCGAUGUCAGCAAUCUCAAGUUGGCCGAGAAGCAGACCCAAAUGUUUGUCUUGAAUCACACGACAAAAGACAAGUUGUGGGUUGAAUUUGAAAUGGUGGCCAGUGCAGAGGAACCAGGACGGUACCUGUCCAAUGGAGUCCUAAUGGCUGCACCACUAUCUAUUUUGGAUGUGACAACAAACAGCAUGGGAAGAGCAAUCCAAACUCUAAUACUAAUGCUGAGGGGAGCGUAUAGAGAGGAACAUGUACUCACUUCUGACCUCAAAAAUCCUUUACGCUACUUCAUUAACAAAGACCUGGAGACCGAACUCAAAUUGCAGGGCGUGGAGGAAGUUCAACAACUCAACCUUUCAUAUCUGGACAGUGCCAAACAUGACGUGAAAAUGUCUGUAGGACAGGACGUUGUUGACCUGGAACUGAAGAGUGAGGAAGGGUCAAAGGGGGAGCUGCUUUUGCGUUUGGACUUUGCCAUUCCCUCAGAGGAGAAGAGCUUCCUGGAGAAGAGGAAGGAGGUGGUGGGGAAAGCCUUACAGAAACUCCUGGGCCUCAGCACCCCUCCAGACAGAGAGAAGGUUCCACUGGUGGGUGUGGUUUGCUCAGGAGGCGGGACCAGGGCGAUGACGGGCACCUAUGGGAGUCUGAAGGGUCUGCAGACCCUGGGGAUCCUGGAUGCUGUCAGCUACAUCACUGGAGUGUCAGGAUCCACAUGGGCCAUGGCAACUCUGUACCAGGAUUCUGAUUGGUCCCACAAGGAUAUCGGUUUGGUCAGCGAGCCAAUGAAGCGAGAGAUGCCUGGGAGGUAUCAGGACAUUCUGUCCUCUGAGCUGCUCAGCUAUUAUAUGAAGGAAAUGGGCGAGAAAGAGGAGAGGGGCUUCCUGGUGUCCUAUAUCGACAUGUGGGGCCUGGCCAUCGAACACCUCAUCUGGGGACAGAAAUGUGACGCUACCCUCUCGGACCAGAAGAUGGCAUUGUCAGAGGGACAGAAUCCUCUGCCCAUAUACACGGCAGUUAACAUGAAGACCAGGGAUGACAUCACAGAAGCUGAGUGGUGUGAAUUUACUCCGUUUGAAGUCGGUUUCCCCAAGUACGGUGCGUUUGUGCCAACUGAGGCCUUUGGCAGUGAGUACUUCCUUGGUUAUCUGAUGAAAAGCCUUCCCGAGAUGCGCCUGGCUUUCCUGAUAGGAAUAUGGAGCAGUGUUUUCUCCAUCAACCUCACGGAUGUGUGGAGCACCCUUACAGGUUCUCUUCCAUCUUGGAUAGGUGGCGACACCGUCAGGACAGAGACAGACAACCACCCAUCCACUCUGGACACCCUGAUGAUCAAGCCGGCCACUGACAUGGUAGAGAGCAUCACCAGUUUCUUCACCGCUCGGCCAAUAAUCACCCAGAUGUAUAACUUCAUGCGCGGCCUCGCUCUCCACUGGAAUUACAACACCAACAAUGGCUUCACCAUUGGACAAGAGGGGCAUCCUGAUGCCUUUCCAAACCAGAUGACGCCUGCAGACCCGACCCUGAACCUGGUGGACGCUGGUUUCUACUGCAACAUCGGCAUGCCCCCCGUGCUCCAAGACCACCGAUGCAUGGACCUCAUCUUGUCCCUCGAUUACACCUGGACCAGUAAUCCUCAGGAGUUUGGGGAGUUGAGGAAAGCCCAACAGUACUGCAAAGACCACAGACUGCCGUUCCCCGAAAUUGACUUCCGCGCUUUGGAAAAGGAGCCUUUGAAGGAGGUGUACGUGUUUGAGGAUGAGAAGAACCCCAAAGCUCCCAUCGUGGUCCACUUCCCCAUGGUCAAUGACACCUUCAGGGAGUUCAAAGCCCCAGGUGUCAAAAGAGGAGAGGAUGAAAUGACCCUAGGUGACGUGGACUUUGACAAGUACUUCACCACAAACCUGACCUAUGAGCCCAAAGACUUCCAGAAGCUGAUGGACCUCUCAGAAUACAACGUCCUUAACAACCGGGACACGCUGCUUUCGGCUCUGGGAAGGGCAAUGCAUCGAAUGCAGAGAUAGGUAGAGGCCCGGUCCAGUGGACUCAGAGCACCUAGUAGACUAUACCUGUGGUUCUUAACUGGAUUAGUCCUGGGCAGCACCGCCGCCAGUACGCUCUGCAGGCUGCUCAAACAGCUACUGUAUAGUUAUAUAUGUAUA